AUGUCUGAUUUCUUAAUCAAAUCCACGCGGGACGCCAGCGCUGACACAAACGCCUCCGAGUGCUGCGCUGGAGGUUACCGAACGCAGCCGCCUCCCCCGCGCGGGGCCGAGGCGGGGGUUGUGGGAGCAGCGCUCCGGCAGGGACGGGGCCCUUCGGCGGCUGCCGGACCCGCUCCGGGGCCGUGUUUCGGUAAAGCGGGGGCGCCGCCGCGAGGCGGUGAUGUCGGUAAGCCUGGCGCCGGUAACCCCGGCCCGCGCCGCUCGCUGCCCCGGCCCCGCGCGGGCGGGAGCGCCGGGGGGCCGCCGCCCCCCCGGCCCCGCUUUGUUCGGCACCGGCCGCCCCCGCAGGCCCCGGAUGGCGCCGCAGACAAUACCGAGGGGCGGCCCCGCCGCGGGGGGUGGAGGCCGCGGCCCGGCGCCGCCUCAGGGGAGGGGGCGGCGCCCUCGAGCCCCCGCGGCGGUGCCGGCGGUGCGUGCCCGGGGCCGUCCCCCGCCUCUCACCUGCGGUGCGCAGAGGAGCCGCCGCUCCGCCGUGACCCGCCCGGACCCCACCGGACCCACCGGCCCCGCUCCGCUCCGCCCGGUCCGCGCUCGGCCCGGCCCGCCCCGCUCCGCCACACACCGCCGGACCUGACGUCACUUCCGCCAACGCCGGGGCCCGCCGGCUCCGCCCCCUCUCCCCCGGAAGCGGCGGCGGCAGGCACGCGCCAGGCCGCAGCAUCGGCGGGGGGGGGGGGCGCGCUGCACACCGGGACGCGUAGUCUUUCCCUUCCACCCCUCCCGGCGCGCGGCAUGCCGGGAGCUGUAGUCCCGCACGGCACCUGGCCGCCAUUUCGCGCGGCGGCGCGGGGCACGCCGGGAAGCGCAGUCCGGCGGGGCGGCCGCCAUCUUGUGGCAGCGGCGGUGAGGGGCGGGGGCCGAAGAUCCCCGGUGCUCACAGAGGGAUCGCCGAGCGCCGCGGGGCUCUCGGAGGGGGAUGCGAACACUCCCCGCUAG
Vidua chalybeata is the source of this 996-nucleotide messenger RNA. RefSeq names its product translation initiation factor IF-2-like. The record is from RefSeq and is a predicted model, not a curated record. The coding region runs from base 1 to 996 and encodes 331 amino acids. NCBI's taxonomy places the organism in Eukaryota, Metazoa, Chordata, Aves, Passeriformes, Viduidae. The transcript is spliced from 2 exons.